Messenger RNA from Aspergillus puulaauensis, 1554 nucleotides. RefSeq names its product transferase family protein. Gene Ontology annotation, molecular function: acyltransferase activity, transferring groups other than amino-acyl groups. NCBI's taxonomy places the organism in Eukaryota, Fungi, Ascomycota, Eurotiomycetes, Eurotiales, Aspergillaceae. The transcript has a single exon. The coding region runs from base 1 to 1554 and encodes 517 amino acids. Gene Ontology annotation, biological process: secondary metabolite biosynthetic process. The record is from RefSeq and is a predicted model, not a curated record.
AUGGUCCAGGUUGAGGUCGUUGAGAGCUCCCUCAUCUUUCCGACACAAAAACAGAGAAAGACCACAGUGCCUCUUUCAAUCCUCGAUGCGGUUGUCACUAACUUUGCGCCAACCACCGCCGUCUGGUUCUUCGACGCGCCGAUCCGAAACAGCGUACAUUUGAACUGGCCCUCGACCUUGCAAGAGUCCCUGCGAGUGACUCUGUCUUCUUUCCCCCAUUUCGCCGGUGAAUUGAGCAAGGUCGAGAAUGUUCCUGGUGGUAACCAUACACAGCGUUUUGGGAGACUCCAAGUCACCUUCGGUGCAUCCGCAGAUCCCGGUGUUGACUUCAGCAUCGCUCGCUGUGCCGCUGCCUUGAAUGAAGUGGUUUCUAGUCCUGCGCAGCGCAAAUCCCGCGAUUCUCAACCAUGGAACUUGUCCUGCUCUGCAAAGGCCUUUCUCCCAGAUCUCUCGCGUUCCUUCAGAGUACAAGGGGACCCAAAGCCAAAGUCUCCUGUGUCGAUACGAAUUACAGAGUUCGGUUGUGGCGGUGUCAGCGUCGGUGUUAAAAUAUCCCAUCCGUUGGCCGACGCGCAAACCCUAGCUGUCUUUAUGCAUCGCUGGUCUUACGAACAUACUCUUCUCUUCUGCGACCAGCUCGCAACUAUGUCACAACCCCCAGGUGGUUCCUUUAAUUUAGAGCCGCCAACAUUCGACCCUCAACUUCUGGAUACCCGCGCAGCGGGAGACAUCGACGCUACUUCCCCAGACGAAACACUCCUCACAAAAUCCCGCUCCCUCCCGUCGUCACGAUAUGACUGGUUCUGGCCAGCUCCUGAUGGUGAUCCCGGUCAAAAUCUUCCACAGGGACUCACACGCUCCAUGGUCAAAUCCCCAGGAACACCAAUGCCCACAGCAGACUGGGAUCCCUCAGCGCCAGUCUCCCACACCAAACUUCACAUCUCUGCCGCUCAGAUUAAAAGGAUAUCGGAACUUGCCGGACCUAGUACUAGUCGUCACGAUGCGAUUGUUGCUCACUUUUGGAGCGCAAUCAAUCGUGCUCGCGGCUGGGGCGCUGAUGAACGGGACGUUUCCUUGCACAUCUCCAUUGGACUGAGGAGACGCCUUGGUCUACCAUCUUCAUUCUUAGGAAGCCCGAUUCUCCUUACGUCGGUGUCCAUGGCUGGGAAGGAUGCUUGCCAACUUGCAGUCCGUGACGUUGCAGGCAAGAUCAAUGAGAACUUAUCAUUGUACACGGAGGAAGCGUUGAAAGCGCAGCUCCAUGACCUUUGCUUCGAAUGCGCUCCACAGAGAUUCUGGGCGGCAUAUCUAGGUGCACGGCAUACAAUAUUUACAAGUUGGGCACAUCUCAAUUUGUAUGAGGUUGACUUUGGAGGGGGACGGGGGAACCCAAGACUUGUUGAGCCGUACAUGCCGGUGUACGAUGGGAUACUUUGUUUGAUGGAAGGCAGACCGGAGGGCAAGCGGGAGCAUUGGUGUGAUGACGGCGUGGAUGUUAUGGUGUCUCUUGCCACUGAUGCAGUGGAGAGGUUGAAAGCCGACCUUCAUUUAUAG